AUGAGGAUCCACUUGGCCGCCGGCGGGUACUCACAUGUCAAGAAGGAGCACGUGGCUGACAAAUUGAAGCCGCCCCCUGUGCGCGCGGCGCCGCGGGCCACGCCGCCGGUGGAGAUUCCCAAGUCCGAGAAACCCGCGGAGAGCGGGGAGCGCCCGAGGUCCGAGGGCAGCGGCCCCAACGACGAGGGCGGGGCGAAGGAGGUGACGGACGACGGGAUGCAGAGCCCCCGCGGUGCAGGGUCUGCAACGGGAUGCGAGGCGCCCGCGGGAGAGACCGAGCCGGGGCGCCUCCUGCAGCCAAGCGGCGAUGAGCGGGGUGCCAGCGAGGGGUCCGAGUCCAGCAACGAUGUCCCCACCGCGCCCGUCGGCCGUCUGCGGGAGCAGAAGCCAGCCAAAACGCCCGCACAGUGUCUUGCGCUCACCACGGCGCCGAACUGGCAACCGACGGCGCCCCAGACCGCCAAUGAGCUGUGCUUCGAGUCGACCACCUUGGACUGCCCGGUGGAAGACCAUACCUGGGAGUGGUUCGAAGCGCUCGCCAUCGCUGGCAUCUACGUCGAUACGUACGUGAACGAUCCAGCGAAGCCGGGGGUGCGACUAGACGGCGGAGGCUUCCAGAGGGAAACGAUCAUUCUGGACACGCUGCGCCGCUCCCACUACCCAUACGAGGUUGGCAAUACAGCCCAUGGCCGCAAGACAGGGAAGCAGGCUGACCCGUCCAAGGUGGCGCAGGGCCGCCUUCGCACUGAGCUGGCGGAGCGCGCCGGGUGGGAGCAGGACCGCAAGGACAGCAUCUUAGUCUUUGGGGCGGCGGAGGUCUUCAAUGGCCUAGGACUCUCGGGGGUGUGGGACGUAUUGGAUGAAGCCGUUGGGGUAAAGAACGCCCCCAAGAGCACGUCAACCCAGUGGAUCUUGCUAUUGCACACCGGCACGAUCAUCUCCAUCAGGCCGGAUGGCAGCGCGGCGCUCCAGCUUGGGACGGGCGCGGUCACCGCGGCCGCCCAGGCACAGCGACUGCUGGAGCAACACUUCGGCGCGGAGUCCACCAACGCCUCGAGGUUCUUUGCAGAAACCGCUUCCAAUCCGGUGCGAGUGCGGCCUGGGGCGCGGUCGCAGAAGGCGCUCGCGCGCUCUCGGCAGGUGGGGUUUCCAUCGGGGGGGGCAGCAGCGGCGCUGACCUCCGCGCGCCCCCCUGGCAUGACAGCCGAGUGCCUUGGGGCCGCGGAGGUUGCCCUGAGGCAAAUAGAGAAGGAAACGGCGGGAGGAAGUGCAGGGGCGCUCGAGGCAGCCAUGGCAGGCCUGUGCCUCAGCGAGGAGCUCGUGCGGCAAGUCUGGGUGUAUUUUGGGCCCCUGCUCAGGAGGGCUUCAGAAUGGGGCCGGCGCGAGGCGGCGGUGCACUUGCCUGCCGCGUUGGCGGCGGGCCGCAGGCUCCAACGAGCGGCGCAGGCGCUGCAGGGGCAGCCGGGGGCGAAGCCGCAGCGGCAGCCGGGGAAGGGGCGCCUCGCACGGCCGCUGGCAGUUGCAAGCGUCGGAGGGAUGAUCAACUUCGGCCUCGGCGGCGGGGCCGACGUUCAGGGGGGGGUCCUCCUCCGAGAACGCUGGGCCGACAUCGGUGGCCCAAUGAGCGGCUGCGGGGCCAACUGGUUCUUCGGGAUCUCCUGCAGGUGCCCAAUGGCGGAGGAUCCUGCCACGGAGCUGCCGGGGUUCCCGCUCAAAAUGCACGGGCCGCGGGUGCCCGAGCAUGGCGCAGUGACCUUGUUCGCCCGCGACGACGGGGCAGACGCGGUUCUGCACGCGCCAUCGUUGCCCACCUCGUGGGCGACAUGUUGGGCUCAGGUUGGGCCGACAAAUUAUUGGGGAGGGUUCAGCGUGCAUCCCCGGAAACGCGGCGCCAAUGAGGAGAUGCGGAAGGCGCUCCCGCGCACCAUCUUUGCCGGAUACGACAAGGCCGCUGCCGUCGCGAAGAACAGGGGCGGGGCCGAGCGCCUGGCUGGGGACUUGAACCCUUCCACGGACACGGACCCAUCAGUCCGCAGCCUGCUAACCGCCGGGGACAUGGUCGAGAGCAUUCCGCUGGGCGUCGCCACCCGCGCGGCAGGGCGCCGGCUGGUCUUGGACAGCACGGACCUGGACCGCCACCCAGUUGCCUGGCCUGAUCCGUCCGCCGGGCAAGGUUGCCAGGCGCCCCCCGUGGAGCUCCAAUUUGAAGGGGGCGUGCUUGCUUGGCACGAGGCCCUCUGCGGAUGCAGCGGUGAUCUCUUCCGCGUUCUGCACUCGGAGGUCGAGCCCUGGCUGCAAUGCGACUUGCGGCGAAGUGCAUCAAAGGACAGCGGCGAGAGAGCGCUGGCAGCGGCGGCCUGGGCGCGGCGCCUCGGGCCGGCCACGACUGGGUCGGGGGCGGGCUUGGUCCGCAUGGCGCGCAGGCAGGGGGGCGGGGGGCGGAGCGACGGGGCGUCUCGCGCAGAGGCGAGCGCGCUGCGCGACAUCGCCGCGGCGGUGCGGCGCCGCGAAGCCAGCCCCGAAUGUCCGGAGGCUGUGGCUGCCGUCUGCGCGGCCCGCGGGGCGCUUCGAGCAGCGCGCGCGGAUGCUCGGCGGCAGGCCCAAGGCCGAGCUCAGGCGACCACCCCCCGGGCUGCGGGAAAAGCGCCCAGACGGCUCGCCUCGAGUACGCCUGCCGGUCUACCGACCAUCAUGAAUGACCCAGAGUGCCCUGCCCAGCUCGUCGAGCCCACAGCAGUCCUAGAAGGCGCCGCAAGGUGCAUCCUCCGGAGAGACUGGCCGCCGUGGGCAGGAGAGUGGGACCCAGAGUACCGCGGCGAGCUCACGAGGGAGGUGGACAGCAUCCGCACCGAGGCCGUUGACGACCUGCAGCGCUGGGCGGUGAUGGAUGCACACACCCUGGAGGAGAUACAAGCGGGGCUCCAGCAAAUCCGCGUGGGGUCGCACUGCCGGGGUUGGCCGUGCGCGUCGGUCCUAUGCGGCCACCCUGCCAUGGCCCAGGCCCUGCUCAGUAUGAUGUCCUUGGCGCUCCGCCUAG
Messenger RNA from Prorocentrum cordatum, 3037 nucleotides. The record is from the annotation of a GenBank genome assembly. Lineage: Eukaryota; Dinophyceae; Prorocentrales; Prorocentraceae.